AUAUGUUAUAAGAAUCAAUAUACCUAUUAACAAAAAAAAAGUCAAAAGAAAAUAAAUCCACAAUAUAAGCAAAAAUUUAAAACAAUUUUUAUCAUAUAACUUAUGUGGGCUUUUCUUGUACAUUCAAAGUUUACCAACCCCAUGUGGCCUUUUCCCGUACACCCAAAGUUGACAUGCAUGGCUAACCAAGAAAAUUCCAUCUCGCUAGCUUCAAAUAGAUUUCCUAUAUAAACUCAACGGCUUAUCAUUCUCCCUCAUAACUUCAAGACAUUUGUUUAAGAACAUGAAGAUGAUGAUAAUCAACAUUUUCUUCAUCCUCUCCCUAGUUUCGUCCAUCUCUUUUGCUUCAGUUCAAGACUUUUGUGUAGCUGAUCCGAGCGGUCCUCAAGGCCCAUCAGGAUUUUCUUGCAAGAACCCUGACCAGGUCACCGCGAACGACUUCGCAUUCUCCGGUCUUGCCAAAGCGGGAAACACUUCUAACAUGAUUAAAGCCGCAGUGACUACAGCCUUUGCCCCUGCUUUCUCAGGCGUCAAUGGCCUCGGAAUCUCAGUGGUUCGUCUUGACUUAGCCGCUGGUGGUGUAGUCCCUCUUCACAUUCAUCGUGGUGCGUCUGAGGUUCUUAUAGUUAUAGAAGGAACCAUCCGCGGAGGAUUUAUUUCCUCUGAUAACAAAGUUUACUUGAAAACUCUCCAGAAAGGCGAGGUUAUUGUGUUUCCUCAAGGACUUCUUCACUUUGCGCUUAACAAUGGGACAGGCCCUGCCUUGGCCUUUGCUGCGCUCGGAAGCUCCAACCCCGGCGUACAGCUUGUACCCAGUGCUCUGUUUGCAAGUGAUUUGCCUUCAGAACUCGUUGAAGCCACGACUUUCCUUAGCCGUGAAGAGAUUAGGAGACUUAAGCGUGUGUUUGGAGGAAGUAACUAAGCUUCUCUUGAAUUGUAUGAAAUAAUAAGCAUUGUAUUGCAAACGUCUAAGAUGCCUCGGCACCUAUCAAAUAAUAAGCACUGUAGAGGUCUAAGAUGCCUCGCAGUUAUCAAAUAAUUAAUGAGCAUUGCACCAAGUUCACAGGUC
Molecule: messenger RNA, 1069 nt
Organism: Brassica napus (rape)
Lineage: Eukaryota; Viridiplantae; Streptophyta; Magnoliopsida; Brassicales; Brassicaceae
Product: germin-like protein 1
Exons: 1
Coding region: 284-922 (212 amino acids)
Cellular component (GO): cell wall
Molecular function (GO): manganese ion binding
Source: RefSeq, a predicted model, not a curated record